Molecule: messenger RNA, 1620 nt
Organism: Clonostachys solani
Lineage: Eukaryota; Fungi; Ascomycota; Sordariomycetes; Hypocreales; Bionectriaceae
Source: the annotation of a GenBank genome assembly
AUGGCGGAAGACGCUCCUCAGGUGCAGCGCGGCGUUCGAUUCUGGGGCGUUUUCGCUGCCCUCUGCGUUCUGGCCUUCAUUUCGGCCCUGGAUGUCUCCAUCAUAGCCACAGCGCUGCCCAAGAUUACCGCCGACAUAGGCGGCGGUUCCCAGUUUGUCUGGAUCGCCAACUGCUUCGUCAUUUCCUCGACUGUCCUCCAGCCACUCUUCGGUCAGAUGGCCGACAUCUUCGGCCGACGGUACCCUCUCGCACUCUCCAUUCUCGUCUUCGCCCUCGGCAGUGGCAUCGGUGGCGGCUCCCGCAAUGUUGGCAUGUUGAUCGCGGGCCGCACCGUCCAGGGCGUGGGCGCUGGCGGUAUCUACGUUCUCAUCGACAUUGUAUGCUGUGAUUUGGUGCCGCUUCGCGAGCGAGGCAAAUACUUGGGCAUGAUGUUCUCCGGAGCCGGAGUAGCUGCUGCUCUUGGCCCGCCAGUCGGUGGUGCUCUGGCUGAGGCGGACUGGCGUUGGAUCUUCUGGAUGAAUCUGCCCAUCUGCGGCCUUGCCCUGGCACUGCUUCUCGUCUUCCUGAAGCCCCGAGCACGAUCCACAGAUGUGCCCUGGACCACGGCCGUCAGGGAGCAGGUAGACUACGUAGGAGCCUUGCUUCUCAUCCCCAGCCUUUUCGCCGUCUUAUUCGGCUUGAUCAUGGGAGGAGUACAAUACCCAUGGUCCUCCUGGCGCGUCAUCGUGCCCCUGAUCUUGGGAGUCCUUGGAUGGGCUGCGUUCCACCUGCAUCAGCAUUUCAUUGCAACACACCCGAGCGUGCCGUCACGCCUGUUUGCGAACCGAACCUCAGCGACGGCGUUUGUCCUGACGUUCCUCUCAUCUAUCCUCAUCCAGGCCACUACAUAUCUGAUACCCGUCUACUUCCAAGGAGUGCUCAACACGACCGUUUUACAGUCCGGGACAUACUUUCUGCCCUAUGCAAUGGGCGCGCUCUUCUCGGCGGUCCUCGGCGGCGCUUUGCUGAGUAAGUUUGGUGCGUAUCGUCCAGUCCAUGCUGCCGCCUUCGCCAUUUCCGCCAUUGCUUUCGGGCUCUUCACCUUGCUUGACUCUGGAACCAAGACGGUGGCGUGGGCCUUCUUCCAGCUCAUCGCAGCCGCUGGGACGGGCAUUACCAUGUCCACCAUGCUGCCUGCUAUCAUGGCAGGCUUGCCCGAAUCCGACGUUGCCCUUUCAUCGGCCGCUUACAGUUUCGUCCGCAACUUUGGUCUCAUCUGGGGCAUCACCGUCCCCGGCAUCAUUUUCAGCUCGGUUGUCGAUAUGAACCUGCACCGCAUCCCGGAUGCACAUCUGCAGGAUUCGCUCCGUGGCGGAGCCGCGUAUUCAUUUGCCAGCCAAGCCCACGUGCAGCAAGAUGAAUACCCCCAAGACGUCUGGGACCAGGUAAAUGACGUUUACACGAGAGCUUUACGAGCGGUAUGGUGGUUUACAAUAGGCAUAAGCAUUUUGAGUUUCUUUGCUGUAGCAGGCGAGGAGGGCUUGGAGCUCCGGACCGAGCUUGAAACGGAUUUCGGCAUCGACGAGGAGAAGGAGCCUCAGGGUUCAGCUUCCAGCCGAGAGAAUGGUCAGGCCAGUUAG